GGCUGACUCUGGUUGGCGUUCAGUGGCUGCCAUUGGUUUAGUGGCUCCAUCCGGGCACUUGGUGCAGCGUUGUCGCUCAACCCGAUCGUCCCAAUAUGGCGGAGGCUUCCUUUGGGAGUUCGAGCCCAGGGUUGUUUUGAUAGUUGGCUCUUUAUCGUCUGAGGAUCAUGACUUUGACCCUUCUGCUGAAAUGCUGGUACAUGAUUGUGAUGAUGAGCGAACUCUUGAAGAAGAGGAAAUGAUGGAAGAAAACAAAAAUUUCAGCUCUGAAAUUGAAGAUUUGGAAAAGGAAGGAAACAUGCCACUGGAAGAUUUACUGGCAUUCUAUGGCUGUGAACCUGCAAUUCCAGUUAUAGCUGGUUCCAGUGCGAAUAGCUCUCCAAGUGAACUUGCAGAUGAACUUCCAGAUAUGACUCUAGAUAAAGAGGAAAUUGCUAAAGACCUCUUAUCGGGUGAUGAUGAAGAAACACAGUCCUCUGCUGAUGACUUGACACCAUCAGUUACUUCACAUGAGGCUACCGACUUCUUUCCUCGGCCAUUAAGAUCAAACACUAUGUGUGAUGGAGAUAAGGAAUCGGAUGGUGAAGGCGUAGAGGCAGACAACGGUAAUUCAUCUGAAGAGUUGAGAAAGGAAAUAAUGGUUGGUUUGCAAUAUCAAGCUGAAAUUCCACCUUACCUUGGCAGAUACCAUGAUAAUGAAAGGGCCUAUGAAAAUGAAGACCAUUUACUUUGGAAACCUGAUGUGAUCUCAGAAAGUAAAGUUAAAGAAUACCUGUUUGAAACCUCCUUAAGAACAGGAAAUGAAAACAUGAUAUGCAGAAUUCCUGAAGGACUACAUACACGGGACAACGAACAAGCACUGUACGAACUUCUCAAAAGUAGCCAUAAUGUUAAAGAAGCAAUUGAGAGAUACUGCUCAAAUGGAAAGGCAUCUCAGGAAGAGAUGACAGCAUGGACAGAAGAAGAAUGCAGAAGUUUUGAACAUGCACUCCUGAUUUAUGGAAAAGACUUUCAUCUCAUACAGAAAAACAAGGUAAGAACCAGAACAGUUGCUGAGUGUGUGGCUUUCUAUUACAUGUGGAAAAAGUCAGAACGUUAUGAUUACUUUGCUCAGCAAACAAGAUUUGGAAAGAAGAGAUAUAACCAUCAUCCAGGAGUUACGGACUACAUGGAUCGUUUGGUAGAUGAAGCAGAAGCCCUUGGAGAAGUACAUUCUUCAGCCUUAACAUCUCAUACUCGAACAGAAACCAUUCCUGAUCAACAGCUAAGCAUUCUGAACUCUAUUACUGCUAAUGAGCUGACAGCAUUGACAAGCAGUGUAGCUACAGUCUGCCAUGAUUCAGAUGUGAAUUGCCUGGAUGAUGCCUUUCCUCCUAUGGACAGCUUACCCCGAGCACCAGUUAAUCAUGUGCCUGUUGGAACAGAGGAAUUGCUAAACUUGCCUAGCAGUGGUGAAAGCGAUUGUUUUAAUUUAUUUGAGACUGGCUUUUAUCAUUCAGAGUUAAACCAAAUGAACACAUGUAGUGAGGAGACAGAAAGACCUGCGAAGAGAUUGAAAAUGGGAAUUGCUGUCCCAGAAUCUUUCAUGAAUGAUGUCUCUGUAAAUAAUCUUGGUGUGGACUUUGAUAACCAUACACACCAUAUUACCAGUGCCAAAAUGGCUGUUUCAGUGGCCGACUUCAGUUUAUCUGCAGAUGAGACAAAUGGUUUUAUCAGCACCCAUGCUCUUCACCAACAUACUGCCCUUCACUCAGAAUGACUGUGGAAAACUAAACAAACAGUGGGUGCUUUAUGCAGUAGUAGUAAACUUAAUGGGAGCUAUCAGGUUUGCUUAGUCUUUCACUGGAAGUUUGAAUUUUGACAUCAGUGAUGUCUCUUUAUGUAUAGAACUAUAUCUUGAUUUAUCAAGAGUAAUUUCUUUUUUCAGUCCAUAAAUGUGGAAAUGUUCAGCAGAAUUUGGGACUGUAGAGAGAGGCCACCAUUUCAAAACCAGCACAGAAGUUCUGAACUGAUUGGAGUGGCUUUUUAGUCUAAGUUACUUUUGCCCUAACAGAUGCAGUGUAACAACAUUUACAGGUACAGAUCCUAAUAUCUGCUCAAUGUAGCUCCCACCCUCUUAUAAAGGCAGGGAUGGGUUUCUCUAACUUAAACUGCACAAACAUACAAGGAUGUUUUUUUUAAAUGGAACCUUCUCUCAUGUGAUACUAGAGUACUUCAGUUUAAAACCCAGCAAGUUCAUCUUGGUGGAAGCUAGCACAAGGGACUUAACAUAAGUAUGAAGACCUAUACUUGGAUGCUGUUGCAAAGUUAUAGGCCAUGGCUACCUUACACAGAAGUAAUUAUGCUGCCAGUUAUCUGUGUACUUUAAGCUUACUAGCUUAAACAGAUGCAUCUUAGGCUAUUGUAUUCAGAUGGGGUUUGUCCGCAACUUUAAAGAUUAAUGCACCUGUAUAACUUAACUUUCCUAAGGCAGCUGAUGUAUAAAAGCUACAGUCUGCACAGACUAGGAUUUUUAAACAAACAGUCUACGUUUUGGAAGACAUCUUAAAUGGUUUGGAACACUGCAGUUCAAAGUGUUACAGUUUUGAGGGACUAUCUCAUUUUUAUAAAAAUAGUAGAACAUUGAAGUAUGUAUCCAAGUUUUUCUUCAGAGUGGGUUGCAUCUAUUUGUUUUGGCAAGUCACUGGCUCAAAAAUGGCACUUCACUACAUUGGUCAAAUAGGAAAGGAUGAGUAAAAAUGUUUCCCAUAAAAGCAACUAUUUAACUUGAGUAAUCUUUUACUUUAAACAUUGAGUGCAAUUUAGCCAUCCACAAAGUUUGUCUUGCAAGUGUUUUUUCCAAUUCUUGUGGGAGAACAUUAAUUCAGUAGGAUGACCUCUUUCCCUCCAUACUUUUUCUUUGCACUGUUUGUAUUACAAAUUUAAUUGCUACUAACUUGUUUUCAUUACUGAAAUGAUUAAGUUUGUGUUGGUGAUAUUUGCAAUAGUUGCUUCAAGGUUAUGCUGAGUAAUUAGAAAGUAGUGACUU
Messenger RNA from Strigops habroptila (Kakapo), 3028 nucleotides. RefSeq names its product mesoderm induction early response protein 3-like. Gene Ontology annotation, cellular component: nucleoplasm. The record is from RefSeq and is a predicted model, not a curated record. Bases 191 to 1759 code for a protein of 522 amino acids. Gene Ontology annotation, molecular function: histone deacetylase binding; transcription corepressor activity. The transcript has 13 exons. NCBI's taxonomy places the organism in Eukaryota, Metazoa, Chordata, Aves, Psittaciformes, Psittacidae. Gene Ontology annotation, biological process: negative regulation of transcription by RNA polymerase II.